Molecule: messenger RNA, 571 nt
Organism: Pisolithus orientalis
Lineage: Eukaryota; Fungi; Basidiomycota; Agaricomycetes; Boletales; Pisolithaceae
Exons: 7
Coding region: 43-537 (164 amino acids)
Biological process (GO): proton transmembrane transport
Cellular component (GO): proton-transporting V-type ATPase, V0 domain
Molecular function (GO): proton-transporting ATPase activity, rotational mechanism
Source: RefSeq, a predicted model, not a curated record
CAUUGACGUUCGAAGACGACUGCACCCUCCAAUCGAAUUGCAAUGUCUACAGAUCUGUGUCCACCAUACGCUCCUUUCUUUGGUUUCGCGGGGGUGGCCUCGGCGAUGAUCUUUAGCACUGUCGGUGCAGCAUUCGGGACCGCCAAGUCUGGCAUUGGUAUCGCCGGGCUGGGUACAUUUAAACCAGAGUUGAUUAUGAAGUCCCUAGUACCAGUCGUCAUGUCUGGUAUAGUAGCUGUAUACGGAUUGGUAGUGUCGGUGCUCAUCGCAGGGUCAUUGCACCCUUCUAAAGACUAUCCCUUAGCUGCCGGAUUUAUACACCUCGGAGCAGGGUUGUCGUGUGGAAUGACUGGGAUUGGGGCUGGCUACGCAAUUGGCAUAGUGGGCGACUCGUGUGUACGCGCCUAUGUCUACGAGCAACGAAUAUUUGUUGGGAUGGUCCUCAUUCUCAUUUUCGCAGAGGUACUUGGGUUGUAUGGGCUCAUCGUUGCCCUAAUCAUGAACACGCGAGUGACUUCUCUUGGUGGAUGUAAUUGAUGUUACCCUUCCAUGCGACAAGUAUCGUACAAAU